Messenger RNA from Gigantopelta aegis, 3275 nucleotides. RefSeq lists its product as uncharacterized. The transcript has 7 exons. The coding region runs from base 1320 to 2387 and encodes 355 amino acids. NCBI's taxonomy places the organism in Eukaryota, Metazoa, Mollusca, Gastropoda, Neomphalida, Peltospiridae. The record is from RefSeq and is a predicted model, not a curated record.
AGUCUACGGUUAAUUUCAGGUCAUGAUGGCGAGCGCCAGAUUUUAAAACGACUGACAUUAAACUAAUAAAGAUGGCCAAACCAUCGGAAGACUCGAGCUUUUUUGUGAUGUUGCAUCGCUUAGCGCAGAAAGUUGAGAGUGGAGUCAAAGAGAUACAGACGAGUCUGGAUAACAAGAAGGAUAACUCUGAAAAUAACAGUCUCGAUGCUCGUAGUCUACUGAAAGAUCUUCUCAAGGAGACACGGAACCUCAAGCAAGAAGGUCUAAACUGUGUUGCAAGAUUUGAAGAAAAGGGGAGAUUAUUCAGUCAGACACUGACAGCAUGUCAAGACUUUUUGACAGCGCAGUCACAUCGUCUGAUGGCCACAGAGGUUUAUCUAGAACAGUAUGGCUACAUUAGACUUCCAGGUUUGGUUUCUAGAUUUCUAUAAAAGCAUUAUCACUGCAUGAAAGUGACUGACAUGAUGUAGCUCAGAGGCAGAGCACUCGCAAGAUGUGCACAAUGGGUAAUAUGAUCCAUCACCCUCGGUGUCUUACAACUAAAGUCCGAACCACAACGUUAACAACUAUGAUAAAUUACUCUCUUGUAUUUAAUUACCAUUAGAUUUCCCUCACAUUUUGUCCAUACAUCUAUUACAAUGACACAGAUUCCACAUACCACAUGAGGGAACAUUUUGUUCAGUAUCGUGUUGCAAUUCUCUACACAAGUUCGGAGAUUGCUACACAAUUUCAUAACAUUAAACAAUAGUAGCUAAUCAAUUUUCAAUUUCUAGACUAGAAAUAUAGCCAAUCAAGAUUUUGAAAACUAUGUUCCCUGCUCAUUGUAAUCAUGUCACCUUUAAGUAUCUGUUAAGAUUAGAAGUGUAUGUCCAUGUAGCAGUUUAUCAAAGAGGUAUUACAGUGAAACUCCUCUAAACCGAACACCCUUGGUACCAAGACAAUUGUCCAGUAUUAAGAGGGAUUCGUUUUCGGGAGGUUACGUUCUGUACUUAUUUUAAAAAGGGACUCUGUAAAACGUCUGCUUUUGAGGGAAUUUCGGUUUACAGAGGGUCCGGUCUUGAGAGGUUUCACUGUACUAACAUGGAAAUUGUAUGUUCUUUUUCUUUAGACAAAGAAGCUGUUAGCAAGAAAGAUGAUUUGAAUGAACAUGUAGCUGAUUCUGAGGAAAAUGAAGAAAAGGGAAAUAAUUCCAAAAAAAAUCACUUUCUCCAGACCAAGAUGUUGAAUCAUCUCCGGUCUGUAGUGAACUAUCAAGCAAUCAGCGUACAGCACUAAACAAGACACCACAACUGGAUGACUUCGGUAUUAGCUCCUAUACCAUGAGCUACAUCCACAGACUGAACAAUGGGCACGAAGUGAAGCCACAAAGCAUUGUCAGCUCACAUAUUGGUGACGGCGAUGUGAUAGACAGUGUUCCUGCAGUAUUCCAACACGAUGGACUGGUCCUAACACCUAGUGUGUGGGGCCACUCUGAUAAAAAGGGUAGUCCUGAUUAUACCGAAGGAAAUACAAUAUUCCAUCCUAGCAGUGAGUGUAGUGAGGGCCACAGUUUUACACCAAUUCAGCAAAUAAGAGAUCAGACCAACAUAGACUCUGGCAGUCCAGCUGUUCCAGUGUUUCUGAGGGCCGGGGCCAAGCCGAUUAGCAAGCUGCAGAAACCCAGUCAAAUAGCAACGGUCAUCAAUGAGAGGUCAAGUAGCAGUCCAAUGGCUCCAAUGUUCAUGACACCAGGGGCCAAACAAAUUAACAAGACACCGAAAGCCAGUCAGGUCGAAAAGGUCAUGGUUGAAAGUAUAGCCUACAGUCCGGCUGCCCCACAGUUUGUGGCACCGGGUGCGAAACAGAUUAACAAGGCACUGAAAGCAAGUGAAGAAGUCACUGUGCAAGCGGAUAGAAUAAUUCAGAGUCCUUGCAUCCCGACGUUUGUAACGCCUGGGGCUAAACAAAUAUGGAAAUCAACUCUGGAUGAUGUGACGUCACAGAGAUCUCACAUGAGUGAUGGUGAUGGCGGUGACUCGAAGCGACCAGUCCGACGGAAAGUGAACACAGAGCUGUUUAAAGAUGAUGCACCUGAGCCUCCAGAAUUUACAAUGAGCUUACAGGAUCUCACUGAACUGACUCAGUCUUUUAAUAUGAAGAGUGGUUCAAGUGACUGUCGUCCACUGACUGGCAGUGUGGAAUGCAGUGUAACAUGCACCACUCCAGUGAUGCCACAGAUGCUUUCAGACCAACUGGAAAAACUGGGCAUGAUGCCUAUGGGAAACGUUAUGCCAAAGUGUCCGAACAGUGCAUUCAGGCCAUUGAACAGUAGAAUUCCACGUCCUCCGAAGUUGAUGGGGAAUUACGGAUUUUCAUAUGAUCAAGAUGAAAAUUUUCCACCGGUUUAAAAAUAUAUUUUAAAAAGGCUUGUUGAUGAGUGACUGAAAAUAAUGAAUCUGAAAACUCAGAUGUAGCCAAUUACACCUUUUCUUUUCUGUUUGCCUGUCGUCACAUCGUGGACUGUGUGGGUGCCCCCACCAAUGUGGGUGACUUCCCUCAAUAUGAAAUCUUGGCUAUGCCAAUGUCUGAAAAUGUAUCACAUGGUGAUUAAUAGACUAUAGUCAUUUUAAUAUGAAUAUAUUAAAUUGAGAGCUCUUAAGUAUGUGAUGUGUAUGUGUUUUAGAUUUAAAACCCAGAGUGGAAGGCAAAUGCACUGGGACUAAUCUUAAGAGCUGUAUACUAAUAAUAUCCUCACAUUCCUGUUUCCAUAAUUAAACAGAAUUGACAUCUUGAAAAGAGACAUAUUUUUGUGAUUCGCCCUUUUUCCCCAAGAUGAAUCUUGGAUCCACCCUGUUAAAUAGACACAUGAGUGUAUGAGACGGGGCAACUACCCCUUAGUGCUGGACAAAAACCUCAAUUUGGGCAAGAUGAUACAGAUUUUCAAGCAUCUAUUUCCAUCAUUUUACCCUCAAAUUUUUUUCUGAUCCAUGUGUAGUGAUUUGUUUGCAACUCUAUAUAGUAGCUUAGUAGUAAUGCUAAUAUGAAUAAAUGUUGCUAUAUAGAUUUAGGCAUUUUCGUUUAAUUCGGGCUAAAGCCCCACCCACACAAAAAUUAAAAUGGGAUCCUGUAAGCCUAUGCACAGAUAUAAAUACAAAACCAAAACAGCAGUUUACAUGCAUAGAUCAUUAUAAAAUAAUGUAAGGGCUGUGAUGAUUACAGUUGUUGGAGCAAAAUUGGACAUUUAUUUUUACUCCAGUUUUUGUUUCUUUGGUAAUAAAUACAAAAGUUUUAACACA